CCACCUAAUAUUCGCCAUUCCCUCUGAGCCCUCCAUGCCGUAUGGUCCUUGACAAUCCUCUGUGUUUGUUGGUCUAGCAGAGCACUGUUGCCCCACGGAUUCGGCGAGAUGUCAAGUCCAUCGGUCAUCUUCAAUCGCGGCUUAAGAUGUACCAAAGUUAAACGAGUUUCUAUUCCAGUGUCUGUUCCAGCGGCAUCACCGGGGCCAUUAUCACCGUUAGCAUCGACCUCAUUUUCUCUAUUCGCGACUCCAUUGCCCCAGUCAUCUUUGGCAUUAUCAGGAGCAUAUUCAACACCUUCGACUUUCUCUAUUAGGCCAUCGACGUUGCUCGACCCUCCGGAGAAGAUCCACCCGACUAUCUCGCUGACUCCGGAGGUUCAGGUCACUUCUCCACCGAAUGUCGGCGUUUUCCCUCCUACACCAGUGGCAUCAGAGACCUCGUCUACGGGCUCGAAGACGGAGGCAGAUACAUCAACACCUACCGUCGACUCCAGGAUAUUCGGGGCCUCUCAUAGUGCAACAUCUUCAAUCAGUACAACGCCUUCAGCAACGACAACAACAGGGACAGGAUCCGCUGGGGACAGUUCAACUCAGAAAACAGAUGGUCUCAACAAAGAUAAUCUCCCCCGCGUGAUAGUCGGGAGCAUACUGGGUGUGCUUGGCUUCAUCGCGUUCGUUGCUUUAAUAUGCUUCCUUCUACUCCGGCGCCGGCGACGGAUGUACGGCGAUACCAAAAGUCUAAGCUCGAAUGGAAAACUCUCGCGGAUUGAUCGGAAUUCCGUUCCCACCCUGACCAGCUGGGCGCCGCGUCACCGUUCAGUGUUUUCUUUCCAGAGUCCACCAUCCGGGCAAUCACCGCCCAACCGUUUACAACUUACGCCUACGCCUGAACUGAUCCCUCCAAAACCAAUCCUCUUCCACAACCCAUUCUCCAAGUCCACCGAAGCCUGCAUCGAAGCACAACUCGACAACCGGGGUCCCAGCACCAUACUCCCCAACCCCUUCGCAGACCCAACCUCCCCAAAUAACACCAACACCAGCCCAACAUGGAAACAAGUCCGCCCAUCAAAACCAAACAUCAUCGAAUGGCAACCACAAGGACAAAACAGCCUCGUCAUCCCGCGCUCCCUGUACGGCAGCGACCACAGUCUGGGGAGUACAAUCAUCCUGCCUGGCCGAAACAGCUCCGUUGGCAGUCUGCAGGUGAUCAGCUACCGGUUAUCGAGCCCGAGUGCCACGUCUCCACGGGUAAUCGAUCUAUCAGCGAGGAGGAUUAGUGCGAGGAGUGCGAGGAGUGCAAGGAGUGAUCCGUUUGAUUUGGAGGUCCCUGUGGAUGCGGUGCAUUCGCGAGCGUGAUUCUUGUUUAUCGGGGAGUUUAAAACUUGGUUAAAGGCGUGCUCUGGGAGUAUGUCUUGAGAUGCGACAUGAGCUAUGAUAUUAAGUGCGAAAACAGCGAGGGAUGGCAUUGAGUGCUUACGGGGAGGGUUUGGUUUGAUUUUGUUUGUACUCUGUAUUUAAGCAUUGCAUUGCGUGCAUGGUAACUAUAGUGUAGUUUGUUGAUACCCUGGG
Aspergillus glaucus CBS 516.65 is the source of this 1569-nucleotide messenger RNA. RefSeq lists its product as uncharacterized. The transcript has a single exon. The coding region runs from base 109 to 1356 and encodes 415 amino acids. The record is from RefSeq and is a predicted model, not a curated record. NCBI's taxonomy places the organism in Eukaryota, Fungi, Ascomycota, Eurotiomycetes, Eurotiales, Aspergillaceae.